This is a messenger RNA of Melampsora larici-populina 98AG31, 1837 nucleotides long. RefSeq lists its product as uncharacterized. Gene Ontology annotation, biological process: DNA repair; DNA recombination; DNA replication. Gene Ontology annotation, cellular component: nucleus. The transcript is spliced from 6 exons. The record is from RefSeq and is a predicted model, not a curated record. Lineage: Eukaryota; Fungi; Basidiomycota; Pucciniomycetes; Pucciniales; Melampsoraceae. Gene Ontology annotation, molecular function: DNA binding. Bases 1 to 1578 code for a protein of 525 amino acids.
AUGCUUUCAACCCAACUUAAUCAUUUGAUAGAUGAAGGAAUGUUGCAAAGGAUGUGUAUUGUCAAACUACCCAGUUAUACCAUCAAUAUGGUAGGAGAACGUCGAGUGGUGGUCUUAUUGACUGUAGAGGUGAUCGAUAUCGCUAAACCUGAACCUACAAAUGAAGAUACUAAACCGACGAUAACGCCUUCUAAACCUAUGGUGUCAAACUCUAAUGCUAAACCAUCGAUCAAUGCUUCUAAUCGUCAGGGCGGACCUUCUGUGAUCCCAAUCAUGGGUCUAAGUCCUUAUUCCAACAAAUGGAGAAUCAAAGCAAGAGUUGUGCAAAAAUCUGAUAUCAAACACUGGCAUAAUGCACGUGGUGAAGGAAAACUUUUCUCCGUUACUUUUUCAGAUGAAUCAGGUCAAAUCAAAGCUACUGGAUUUAAUGAUACGGUUGAUCAAUUAUACGAACGAUUAGUCGUCGGUGACGUUUUUUUCGUUUCACGUGCCAAGGUUUCAUUGGCCAAGAAACAGUUUAAUACUUUACCACAUGAUUAUGAAAUCAUGUUUGAGAAUCAAACUGAAGUUGAUGAAUGUGUGGAUGCAGGCGAUAUUCCUUUAAUUCAGUUGAACAAGUAUAUGCAACUUGGCCAAUUAGGCGAAGUUGAGAAAGACCAUGUCUGUGAUAUUGUAGCAGUGCUUAAAGAUGCUGGUGAAUUAGGACAGAUUGUGACCAAACAAACCCAACGAGAAAUGUCAAAACGUGAUAUUACAUUGGUUGAUCAAUCUGCAUUUUCAAUUCGAAUGACUCUAUGGGGAAAACAAGCGGAAGAUUUCAAUGCACCUGUCGAAUCGAUCUUAGCAUUCCAAGGAGUAAGAGUAGGAGAUUUCCAAGGUCGAAACCUAAGCAUGGUUUCAUCUUCGAUCAUGGCCAUCAACCCCGAAAUUCCCGAAGCCUUUGAUUUACGAGGAUGGUAUGAUACCGAAGGAGCGACUGUUGCGAUCCAAAGUCAUUCAGGAGCAGGAAGUGUAGGAAUGAAUAACCAAGCACCUAUCACCGAAGAUAGUUUGAAAACCAUUGUUCAAGUUAAACAAGAAGAAUUAGGUCAAAGUGAAAAAGGAGAUUAUUUCAAUUUAAGAGCUACUGUGUUGUUUAUCAAGAAUGAAACGUUUUCUUAUCCUGCUUGUCCUACUGAAAGAUGUAAUAAGAAAAUGGUACAAGAUGGCGAUGAUGAAUGGAAAUGUGAGAAAUGUGAUAAAACUUAUCCUGCACCUGAUCAUCGAUACCUGAUCCAAUUAACAGCAAGUGAUUAUUCAGGAGUGAUGUAUUUAUCAGGAUUUAAUGAAGUAGGACAAAUCCUGUUGGGUAAAACGGCCAAUGAAUUAAUUCAAUUACAACAAGAAGAUGAAGAGAAUUUUAAAAGAGCGAUCUUGGAUGCUACUUAUCGUACUUGGGAUUUCGUUUGUAGAGCCAAACGAGAAGUUUAUCAAGAUACGCCUAGAACUAAGUAUUCGAUUAUUAGAUUGGGUGAAGUGAAUUGGAAAGAAGCUGGAUUGGGUUUAGCUGAUCUUAUCACGAAGAAUUAUGGGGCUUAAGAUUUAGGAAACUUGAGAAAAAGAAAAAAAAAUGAAUUUAUAUAUUGAUUUUGAUUUUUGAUUUUGUUUUGGUUUCAUGCUUGGAUUUGGUUUCUUAUUAUAUAUAAUCCUUUCUUUUAUUAUCAUAAAAUCAAAACUUGUACUUUUUGUUUUGUUUUGAAGUUUGAAUUAAGGGGUAUUACAAUUACUAGCACUUUGAGAUCUAUAUAUACACGAAAAUCGAAAUUAAAUAGUUUUCUGUAAAGCUUUUUGGGCAAUC